Pelobates fuscus (common spadefoot toad) is the source of this 8217-nucleotide messenger RNA. RefSeq names its product lysine demethylase 5A (gene KDM5A). Gene Ontology annotation, biological process: chromatin remodeling; regulation of DNA-templated transcription. Gene Ontology annotation, cellular component: nucleus; chromatin. The transcript is spliced from 28 exons. Gene Ontology annotation, molecular function: histone H3K4me/H3K4me2/H3K4me3 demethylase activity; DNA binding. Lineage: Eukaryota; Metazoa; Chordata; Amphibia; Anura; Pelobatidae. Bases 835 to 5901 code for a protein of 1688 amino acids. The record is from RefSeq and is a predicted model, not a curated record.
UCCGUCCGCCGGACCCCUAACAUCAGAUGCUGCCGGUCGGAAUUGUCUUUCCCGGUACCGACCUGCUGCCUUCUGCCAGUUCCUCCGCCGCAUCCUCUAGCUGGUCGCCCAGGGCACUACAUACCCCCGGCCAGCGGAGGGUGACACUUCCUGUUUCCGGGAGGCGGCCCAGUGAACCUCAACUUCCGGCCUGGGACUGAGAGCAAAACAAACCGGUGUCCGACCCCCCUGGACCAAGUGAGAGCGGCCUGCUGACACCGGGCCCACGGAGCGGGUAGGGGUUGAGGCAGUGGGGUCACUGACACCCCGCUAGGGGGGCCUGGGCCUGGACAGUCACAUUGGGGGAGUUGGACAAAGGCCGGAAGAACUCAGGGACCUGUUUGAGGACUGAGGGAGAGUUUGGCCUCACAGAGAGGCAGAUGCUAUAGUGGUGCGGAGUACCGGGGGGAGGGGGGCUGCUCACCCUGUGGAUCACUAAGUUUGGUACCCAGGAUGGGGCUGCGAUGCAAGCAUUGUACCUGUGCUGGGCCAUAGACACUCAGUGCCAGUGCUCCAGGCUGGGGGUGCUGCAGGGCCAGGGGGGGGUAAAGGAUGCCCAGUGCCAGGUGGUGAGGGAUACCCAGUGCCUGGAUGUGUCUUUGUCUUUUAAUAAGCAGAGCUGGCAGUUCUCAAUACAGUAUUCCAGAAACAGAAUCUUGGUUUGAAGUUUACCCUGCUGCCUGAUGAUGAUCUAUCACUGACUCGUGAAAGAGCAAGAGGCCUGUCUGCUUCUGGGACCAACUUUUAAGGAUUUACACGGAACCCUAUGUUGAAGGACCAUCCUCGCUUUAAAGAAUGGAUACAUACAGCGAAUUUGUGCCCCCUCCCGAGUGCCCAGUGUUCGAGCCCAGCUGGGAGGAAUUCACUGACCCUCUGAGCUUUAUUGGCCGCAUACGCCCUAUUGCUGAGAGGACAGGGAUUUGCAAAAUCCGCCCUCCCAAGGAAUGGCAGCCACCUUUUGCCUGUGAUGUGAAAAGCUUCCAUUUCACUCCUCGGGUGCAGCGUCUUAAUGAAUUAGAGGCAAUGACCAGGGUGAAGUUAGAUUUUCUGGAUCAGCUGGCAAAGUUCUGGGAGCUCCAAGGUUCUACGCUAAGAAUUCCUGUGGUGGACCGCAAACUACUGGAUCUGUAUGCACUAAGCAAGGUGGUUUCCAGUGAAGGGGGAUUUGAAAUUGUGAGCAAAGAGAAGAAGUGGUCCAAGGUUGGCACACGCCUGGGGUAUAUGCCAGGAAAGGGCACAGGCUCCCUGCUUAAGUCGCAUUAUGAUCGCAUCCUUUAUCCUUAUGAGCUGUUCCAGUCUGGUAUAAGUCUUAUGGGCAUCCAGAAGCCAAGUUUAAAAGCUGAGGAGAAGGUGGAAGUGACAGAGCCGUGUGAAGAUCACAGAGGAUCAGCUGAGAGCGAGAAGACAAGUAUCCCAGUAAAGAGAUCUAGACGCAUUAAGUCUGAGUCGGAGCCCCUGGAAAUCACAAAGUCUGCAAAGUCCCCAGAAGUGAAGAAACUCCAUGUUUUUGGAGGAUCUCCUAAGAUGACAGGUGUUGGAGACAGUGUUAAAGACAGAACUGACGAAGUGUCCAGGAAGCGGAAAAGUUCGAAGUUAGAAGCCUUUGGGAUGCAAAUGCGACAAAGGAAGGGAGCUUUGUCUGUUAACUUUGUUGACCUAUACAUAUGCCUGUUUUGUGGUCGUGGUGACGGUGAAGAUAAAUUAUUGCUUUGUGAUGGUUGUGAUGACAGCUACCACACCUUCUGCCUCAUACCACCAUUGCUAGAGGUACCAAAGGGUGACUGGAGAUGUCCUAAAUGUAUAGCAGAGGAAUGCAGCAAGCCACGUGAGGCUUUUGGGUUUGAGCAGGCUGUGAGGGAAUAUACCCUGCAUAGCUUUGGCGAGAUGGCUGAUGGCUUCAAGUCUGAUUACUUCAAUAUGCCUGUGCAUAUGGUACCAACAGAGCUGGUGGAAAAGGAAUUUUGGCGACUGGUGAGCUCCAUUGAAGAAGAUGUCAUUGUUGAGUAUGGAGCAGAUAUCUCCUCACGUGAUUUUGGAAGUGGGUUUCCAGUACUUGAUGGUCGUAAAAAGCUAAUGGCAGAUGAAGAGGAAUAUGCCCAAUCUGGUUGGAAUCUCAAUAACAUGCCAGUGCUGGAGCAGUCUGUACUCGCUCAUAUUAAUGUGGAUAUCUCUGGAAUGAAGGUGCCCUGGCUCUAUGUGGGCAUGUGCUUCUCAUCCUUUUGCUGGCACAUUGAAGAUCAUUGGAGCUACUCUAUCAACUACCUGCAUUGGGGGGAGCCUAAGACUUGGUAUGGAGUGCCUUCACAUGCUGCUGAGCAGCUCGAGGAUGUGAUGAGAAAACUGGCGCCUGAGUUGUUCGAGAGUCAGCCAGACCUUUUACACCAACUGGUAACCAUCAUGAACCCCAAUAUUCUAAUGGAUCAUGGAGUUCCAGUCUACAGGACAAAUCAGUGCGCUGGAGAGUUUGUGGUCACCUUUCCCCGUGCUUAUCACUCUGGUUUCAACCAGGGUUACAACUUUGCAGAGGCUGUGAAUUUCUGCACUGCAGACUGGUUGCCUCUUGGAAGACAGUGUGUGACCCAUUAUCGCAAACUCCGACGGCAUUGUGUGUUCUCCCAUGAAGAGCUGAUCUUCAAGAUGGCUGCUGAUCCUGAAUGUCUAGAUGUCGGCUUGGCUGCUGCAGUAUGCAAAGAAAUGACAGCAAUGAUUGAGGAGGAGACUCGGCUGCGGGAUUCAGUUGUCCAACUGGGGAUUGUACAGUCUGAAGAAGAGGUGUUUGAGUUGGUUCCAGAUGAUGAGAGGCAGUGCUCUUCUUGCAGAACAACCUGUUUCCUCUCUGCCCUAACAUGUUCAUGCAAUGUUGACCGUCUCGUGUGUCUAUACCACCCAGAGAAUCUGUGCUCCUGUCCCAUGCAAGACAAGUGUCUCAGGUUCCGUUAUUCGCUGGAGGACUUUCCAUCACUCCUCCAUGGAGUGAAAUCAAGGGCUCAGUCAUAUGAAACAUGGGUUAAUAGGGUGACCGAAGCACUGACUGCCUCUCUUAAUCAUAAAAAAGAUAUCAUAGAGUUGAAAGUUAUGCUUGAGGAUGCUGAAGAUCGUAAAUUUCCUGAGAAUGAGUUGUACCGCCGGCUUCGUGAUGCUGUGAAAGAAGCUGAAACCUGUGCUUCAGUCGCUCAACUCCUCCUCACCAAAAAACAGAAACACAGUAAACUGGGCUCAGAAUGUGGCAAGACACGCACCAAACUUACCAUGGAGGAGCUAAAAGCCUUUGUGCAGCAGCUGUUUAGCUUACCCUGCAUCAUUACUCAAGCCAGGCAGGUGAAGAAUCUGCUGGAUGAUGUGGAGGAAUUUCAUGAACGUUCCCAGGAAGCUAUGAAUGAUGAAAUCCCUGACUCCAGCAAAUUGCAGGCCUUAAUUGACUUGGGCACCAGUCUGUAUGUUGAGCUCCCUGAGCUACCUCGGUUAAAACAGGAGUUGCUGCAGGCACGGUGGCUGGACGAGGUGCGUCAAACGCUGUCAGAUCCUCACAGGGUCACGUUGGAUGUGAUGAAAAAGCUGAUUGACUCUGGUGUGGGUUUGGCCCCACACCAUGCAGUGGAAAAGGCUAUGGCAGAACUUCAGGAACUACUCACUGUGUCUGAGCGUUGGGAAGAAAAGGCAAAAACAUAUCUGCAAGCCAGGCCGCAGCACAGUAUGUCCAGUCUUGAGAGCAUCCUGUCUGAGGCUAAAAACAUUCAAGCAUACCUGCCUAAUGUGCUUGCGUUGAAGGAGGCAUUACAAAGAGCUAAAGACUGGACAUCAAAAGUAGAAGCCAUUCAGAGUGGCAACCAUUAUGCGUAUCUAGAGCAGCUAGAGAGCUUACUUGGAAAAGGGCGUCCCAUUCCUGUACGUCUGGACGCGCUUUCACAGUUGGAGUCUCAGGUAGCUGCUGCACGAGCAUGGAGAGAUCGCACGGCCAGGACUUUUCUCAAGAAAAACUCCAGUUACUCUUUAUUACAGGUAUUGAGUCCACGGACCGAUAUUGGUGUGUAUGGAAGUAGUCGAAGCAAACGAAGGAAGGUGAAGGAGCUAAUCGAGGAAAAGGAUUUGGAUUUGGAUUCCAUGAGUGAAUUAGAAGAGCAACUAGAUGAGCCAAGGAACACUGCUUCUGUGGUUGCAAUAUUUAAAGACCUUGAACAAAAAGAAAUUGAUUCCAUGCGCUCAAUACGCGCUGCCAACCUUGCAAAGAUGACUAUGGUAGAUCGUAUUGAGGAGGUGCGGUUCUGUGUGUGUCGAAAAGCAGCCAGCGGCUUCAUGCUUCAGUGCGAACUGUGCAAAGACUGGUUUCACAGUACAUGUGUUCCACUACCCAAAACCAGCUCCCAGAAAAAAGGCUCAAGUUGGCAAUCUAAGGAUGUAAAGUUCCUUUGCACUCAAUGCAUGCGUUCACGUCGACCACGCUUAGAAACCAUCCUCUCAUUGCUAGUAUCCCUACAGAAACUGCCUGUGCGGCUUCCAGAGGGUGAGGCACUUCAGUGCUUAACAGAACGUGCCAUGAGUUGGCAGGACAGAGCGAGGCAGUCACUGGCCACAGAUGAGUUGUCUUGUGCUCUUGCUAAGCUGUCCAUGCUUAGCCAGCGUAUGGUGGAGCAGGCUGCACGAGAAAAGACUGAGAAGAUUAUCAGUGCAGAACUGCAGAAGGCAGCAGCCAAUCCUGAUCUGCAGGGUCACCUUCCCAUUUUCCAACAAAGCUCUUUUAGCCGAGGCCUGUCCAGUUUGGCUCCCUCUCCCCAGACACCUUUGGAUUAUGACGACGAGGAGACGGAUUCAGAUGAGGAUAUCAGAGAGACAUACGGCUAUGAUAUAAAGGACACUGGUAGUGUAAAGUCUUCAAGCAGCCUGGAACCAAACUUAUUUUGUGAUGAAGAGAUCCCCAUCAAGUCAGAAGAAGUUGUGAGCCACAUGUGGGCUACUCCAUCAUUCUGUGCAGAACAUGCAUAUUCUUCUGCCUCCAAAAGCUGUGUGCAAGCUUCAGCAACGCCCCGAAAGCAACCUCGAAAGACUCCACUGGUGCCUCGAAGCCUAGAGCCUCCUGUUCUCGAGUUAUCACCAGGCGCUAAGUGCCAGCUUGAAGAACUGAUGAUGCUAGGGGACCUGCUGGAAGUAACACUGGAUGAGACUCAGCAUAUCUGGAGGAUUCUUCAGGCAACUCACCCACCAUCAGAGGAGAGGUUUCUUCAUGUAAUGGAGGAUGACAGUUUGGAUGAGAAGCCUCUAAGACUGAAGAGUCGGGAGUCAUCUGAGAAAAAACGCAAAAGGAAAUUGGAGAGAGCAGAACAGCUAUUGGCUGAGGGUAAACAGAGAUCGAAGGACCUGAAAAAGUUAGACAAGACCAAAAAGAAGAAGUUAAAGCUGGGGCAUGACAAAGCCAAGGAACUCAGCAAAUUGGCCAAGAGGCUGGCCAAACAAGAAGAGCGCAAAAGGAAAAAAGAGAAAGCCGCAGCUGCAAAGGCUGAGCUAAACAAAGAGAUUAUAGAAAAGAAAAGAGAGAAGAAAGUACUGGACAUUCCAUCGAAAUAUGACUGGUCAGGGGCUGAAGAUUCUGAUGAUGAGAAUGCAGUGUGUGCUGCACAAAAUUGCCAGCGUCCCUGUAAAGACAAGGUUGACUGGGUGCAAUGUGAUGGUGGCUGUGACGAGUGGUUUCACCAGGUUUGUGUUGGUGUAUCCUCCGAAAUGGCUGAGAAUGAAGACUACAUUUGCACGAACUGUAACAGGAAAAAAAUACAGGGUCCAUGCCCUCCUUGUCCUCCUUGCCCACCCACCUUGACUUUCUCCUCUGGCUUCACCUUGCCUCCUAUUGAUGUAAAGCAAGAAGUCAGCUAGCACUACAGGUUCCCAAAAUACAGACUGGAUGUUUCAUUAUUUCCACCCUCUAAGCUACCAUCCUAUGCCUACUUCUCUACAACGAGAUGUAUUUGUUUUAGAUAACCCCCUCAGCACUGUGCAGUUCCUUGUGGAUUGGAGGUGGCCACUAUGGAGCGUAUGAGUCUCUUUCACUAAUCUGCAGAUUACUAUAGUGCAGAAUAGUGAAGCGCUCUAAGAGUUGGGAUAUAUUUGAGGUGAUCACUUUACAUUCUAAAAUUCCAUUUUCAUUAGUGGAGAAUCUGAACAUCAGUCUCCACUAAAUCUGCCCCUCCUGGUGCAUAGACCCUGUUUCCUAACCUAAUUAUUGCAGAGUUUUGUUGUCUCGAUCCUCUGAGCUCCCAUUAGUCAUCACCUGUAUGAUUUGAGCCCACAACCCAGAAUGCUGCAACAACUACAGAAACUCUCAUUGACGAGGAGCGUUCAACUGCUCACUCAGGUUUAGUUGAAGUUUAAUUUUUUGGGGUACUGACUUCAAGACCAAACCUCCACCCAUUGAGCCGCUCCAUAUCUGAGAAGGAAUUACAUAAAACACCUACAAAGAAAGACUUUGUGUGCACUCCAUAGCAUACAGGAAAGGGUUACGUCUUCCUGGCAUGUAAUCGUUUUGUUGCAUCUGGACAAAGUGUGUCUUGUUUCAUCGUGGGACAGAUACAGGAAUAUCAGCCUCUGGUCUUGGCAGAAGUGGAGUUAUAGUUAGCGAGCACUGGCAAAGAUGUUAUAAAAAAAACCACUGCAUUAGCAGUGGUGGCACUUAGGCCAUUGAAGAAGUGUGGUUUGGAAAGAAUGCAGUGUUCAGGGUUGGGGUAGAUAUGGGGGGGGGGGGGGGAGGUUAGUCUGUGUGGGUGGUGUGUUACUUGGGUUCAGGAAAUCCUAGGAAGAAAGGAAUAUAAAACCAGAAGAAAAAAAAAAUCCUUUUUUUUUUUUUUUUUAGUUUCUUCUUCCUGUGACUACUGACUGUUGUAUAAAUAGAUUAUUCUCCCAUUCUUUUCACUGUUUGUAAAUGGUUACAGGGCUUUCUAAUGCCAAUGAUGGGUCCCGUUUUCAUUCUUGUAUUUACUUAUAAAAGCCUGGCACUUCAGUCAUGUUAAUCUGAAACUCAAGGAUCCAAAUGAAUGAAACGGUAUCUGGCAACAGCCACCCAUAAAGUCCCCCCCCCCCCCCCCCCCCCCAACAAUGAAUACGAGUAGUUCAUCAGAAAUAGAAGUAUACAAUGUUCAUUUUUUAUAAAGCUGUUUUGGGUUAAAUAUUCCAUGUAAAAAAAAAAAAGGUUUCUUUGAUUCUUUUAUCACCUGAUUGAAGAUGUCCUGGUAUAAUUGGCACCCUCUUCUCCAUUGUGAAUGUUAUUUAUUGAUGGGGAAGUAAGACUGAUGCUAUUAUGUGGGUUGGGGCAAAAUCAUUCUAAUGAAGAUCUUUCCUUUUUGGUACUGAAAGAGAGGAUAUGUAAAAAAUAAAUAAAUGAAAAAGAGGGGGAGGUUGGAGCAGGAGACAAAAGAAGCGGUGAAGCAAGACAUUAACAUACAAGGUUUACAGUAAAUAUUAUUUAUCAUUUGUUUCCAAAAACUGGAGGAAGAGGAAAAAAAAAUGUUUUUUCCAUUGCCAUUAUACUCGCUGGAGCAUAUUUUCGAAAACCUCUGGUCUCAAAUGUUGAUAGAAAAGUGUUUUGUAAGAUUUUCUUUAAAGCAAAGAAUUAUUUAAAGGUUUUUAAGAACAGAGGGGCAUUUUAAUUGACUACUCUAAUUUCUGUAUUAUAAAUUGUGAUGCCACUCUUAAUAACCAUAAAAGGAAUCUGACUGCUGUGUGAGAUUACUCAGGAGAGGGCAAAUAUGGUGGUUUGAAUGAAAUUAUUCAUACAUAUUCAGUGACAUGUGCAUCUUAAUACAGAGUACAACACUGUAAGUGAUCUUUUUCACUAAACAGUGUUAUGCUGGCAACUGAGCUUUUAGCACAAAUUUUUAAACCAACUUUUAGCCUAAGGUAGUAGAAUUUGAAAAGGAAAAAAAAAUAAAGUUGGAAGAUUUUUUUAACUUUUCUGUUUUGGCCAAGGUUUUGCAGGUCCAUUGUUAAUGCUCCAUGUUUAGUAAAUGGCUUCAAAUUAAUUUGUUCCUUAAGUGUUUAUUUUAGUUUUUUUUUAUUCACAGUUGAAAACGGCAAUAAAUCAAAGUGUAGGAUUCAGCCUUGACAUGAAUUAUCUCUAUCUGGCUUGUGCUUAUUUAUAGGUAUAUAUUAAACUUUCCAACAAAUCAUGUGGUUACACUUAACAGAUUGUUAAAACAG